GAAGACGGCCGUACGUGGUUUUGCCACUCGACAUUCUUCCACGAGUUACGCUAGUUAAUGGCGCGACGCCUCUUCUCGAUAUCGUAGUCAAUGGAUCGUUCGCUAUUGCUUAUCGACUUUGUCAACCUUCACACUCUUCGUAUACUUCUAUCUUCAUUUUUCUAUAUUUUUCGCUGUCACGUAUGUUUAGACGUUUUUGAUAAGUUUUGUCGAAUCUCUUUAAUUGAAUUAUUUAUCGAAGAUUCCUUUCACGCGAAGCUUUUAUUCGUGGCCAUAUGAAAGAUUGGUGUUGUCACACAGUGAUACGAAACAGUGAACGUAAACGUUAAAAGACAGAUAAGACAAAGAGCGACGCGCGACGACUGUCCCCGUCUAAAAGACGUAGCGUCGUUCCGUCGAAAACGUAGAAUAAUCAACGUGGAGUGAUUAAAUCGAGAGACUGCUAAGUACAUUAAAUUGACGUAGUAACGCGAAGCAUCGGUCUCCGAGGUGUGAUUACACUCACGGUGGACAAUUUGCGAUAUUAGACUGCGUUAGUUGAAUACAUUGGAUUAGUUGUACUCCGUGGAUCGAUGGAAGAUGUAUCGUCACGCGAUACGGUUCAAGUGCAUCGUCGAGGAAAACAAACAGGGAAAUCAUAUCUGCUACCAAUAAGAGAAAAGUUCUAAUCUUUCAAUUUCUCCUAGCCUAUAUAGUGUAAGGUAACAUUCAUAGCGUAAUAGACUGACAGUGUGAAAGUAGACACGCACCGAGGUCGUAAUGUGGUCGUUGGUUGAUUAAUUACUAAUCGCGUUCUAAAUUGAGUUCGUACGAGCUAUCGUUGAUUAAAGAAGCUUGUUUCAAUACCGUUCCUACCCUCGUAUCGCGGUAACGAAUGUGUUUUUCACGUGUGGACUGCUCAUUAACCAGUUCACGAAGUCUGCAACUCAGAGACAACACAGGCGAAACACUGAUCAACUGGUCACCUCUGCGGUACAACUAGAUUGAUUGCACCGAAACUCUGGUUCCAGGCCAUUUCAGCUGACCAUCGAACGUCUGGCGAUUAAAAGUGCUCACGUGUGAAACCGCGUGGUUUGUCACGAGACGGCGAUCGAACGCGAGGAAACAAAGGACAGGCGGUCGUUUACUGGCGCAGCGACUCGUGAAAAAGAUUUCUCUUUGUCCUAUGAGUCAGGCGAAUCGUAGAAUCUGAAGAGGCGUCUCGAUGUUGCUCUCGAACCUGAGCUGGAUGAAAGAGUAUGUUCAUCGAUCGACUCGGAGACCUUCGAUAAAAUCUUCUUCCACGAGACGUCCUUACCUCUCUCUUGGCCUUAUCGCUUGAAACGCAGCUCUAGAGAUAGUCCAGGUCGACCUGUCGUCGGCUCGCGAGUACACGACGCGCAAUAAAAUCGCUGCAUGCAAAUCCAUGCCGCUGCUAGUCUUCGUGGGAUCGUUUCGUGAAUAUUCAACAGGACUCGGUGAAACGGGCCAUUGAUUGAACAAAGAACUUCCGUGUGGAAAGUGACGAACGGUAUCGCGACGAUGAGGAACGACUUAACGGGGAACCUUUCGGCCCGGCCUUAUUAUUUCGCAUGACGCCGCAUACAGUUCGGUCGCGUCAUCAUGAACCUUGUUUUCGCCAGCCUGUUCCAGUACCGGUGAAUACCGGUGAAUUGUUUCUGGAUACUCGUUGAUCUACUGUCGCUACCGUGGAACAUCGCCGGUGCUUGAUGAGAUGAGCUUGUUGCGAUUCGGGCCUUUUAAAGAUGCGAAAAAGCAAAAUGGGGCGGCAUUACGGACGAACAGUUUGGGCUCGGGGGCAAGAACACCACCCCUUGAGAGGAAAAGCAAAUUUUCAGCCCUCGGUAGACUCUUUAAACCGUGGAAGUGGAAACGGAAAAAGAAAUCGGAUAAAUUCGAAGCUGCCUCAUUGUCGCUCGAGAGGAAAAUCUCUGUACGAGCUAGCAGAGACGAGUUGGUACAGAAAGGAAUCCUGUUGCCCGUCAUAAGGUCCACGUCGUUUCCGGAAAAUGAAACGGCCGGCGACUCUCCCGACGGUCAGAAGCCGCCAACGCCGCAACAGACUCCCCAGCAGCAGCAACAGCAGCAACAACAGCCGCAACAGCAGCAACCAGCCGCUGGGGGUAUUGGUACCGGUGGCGUCGGUGGUGGUGGCACCCCUGCAGCAACACCCACGUCAGCCGGUACCGUGCAGCAAUCCCAACAAUCCCAGCAAGUAGCAUCGGCCACGCCGACCCCUACGACUGCCAAUCCGCAUUCUACAGGACCGCCCAGCAAUCAACCCUCGCCGCAUCCCUCGCCCCUUUAUCCAGGGAUACCACAGCCAGGUCAGCCCAACGGCAGCACGCAAGAGCCGAAGAAGGAAAAGACUGAACAGAGUGCAAAUGGCGCGGUAUCGCCGAGCGGUGAGCCGCAAGCGAAUCAGGGCACGGCUACGACCGUGCCGAUCUCGGUGGCACCCCCGAAUUCGGGGAACCAGCAAAAGCCGAGUAGGCCGAACACCCUGGAAGCCAGGGUGGUAGCCAGGAGACUGAUCUUGUUCGACACUGAGUUGGAGAAGGGGGUCCUAGACCAAAGCAGCGAAAACCAGCAGGUAAUCGAGAGGUGUUAUCCUCUCCCACCUCAGAAUACGUUGAUGUUGUCGGAACUUCCGGAACCGCCGAUUCCUCUGAGCGAAAUUGGACCGAUUCCGCCUCCUCCGAUGUUCAGCUCUUCGAGUCCUACCCUCUUGUUGGCUAAGCAACGGCAAAUACGGAAUCCUUUGUCGUCCGACUACGAAGAAGAAGAGGACGAAGAAGACUUCGACGUGGAGGAAGAGGACAACAUGUACGUGCCGAGGAUGUCGCAGCCGGACCCGGCCAUCGACACGUCCAGGGUCGAGGAGAUCCCCGCGAAGGAGCCUAAGUUUCACGCGGUGCCGCUGAAGAGUGUGCUGAAGAAGAGGGGUUCCGGAAGUGGGCCUGGCACGCCGCAGAACACGCCAACGCAGGAGAACAGGCCGUUGACCCUUCGUCAGGAGCUGCAUGCCUCCUUCAAAAGGCCACCGUUGAGGCCUAGGAUGAGAAUAUGCAGUCGACCGGUCAGAUUUGGCCUCGCUUUGCCGUGCACUUUGGAGAACAAGGAGAACGCGCGGCCGUACGUGAUAAGGGAGGACGCUGACGGCGAUUCCGGAGACGGACAGGUACUCUACAGGGAUGAGUACGACGAUGAGAAAAGCCGGUUGGCAGCAAAGAUUGCGCGCAAGGAGUCGCUGUCGCUGAAGCUCGCCCUCAGGCCAGAUAGGCAGGAGCUCAUCAACAGGAACAUCCUUCAACUACAGACGGACAAUGAGAGGCAGGAAACGAAGGAGGCAAUUGGUGCCAAGCUUAUCAGGCGGCUGAGUAUGCGGCCGACACAGGAGGAACUGGAGGAACGAAACAUUUUGAAAAAGCAAAGUCCUGCAGAGGAGAAGAAACAAAAAGAAGAAAAAAAGCGGUAUCUACUACGAAAGCUCAGCUUUCGACCGACCGUCGAGGAGCUCAAGGAAAAGAAGAUUAUCAGGUUCAACGACUACAUCGAAGUCACGCAGGCUCAUGAUUAUGAUAGAAGGGCUGAUAAACCCUGGACGCGAUUGACUCCUAAGGACAAAGCAGCCAUUAGAAAGGAGUUGAACGAGUUUAAGAGUUCGGAGAUGGCCGUUCAUGAAGACAGCCGACACCUCACCAGGUUCCAUAGGCCAUGACAAUUGCAAUGUGUUGAGGUGCUACAGUGUGGUGCGGGUAUAGGUGAAGGUGCAGUGUGGUGGCCUCGCGUCGAGGCUGGAUAACAAAAAUAAAAUCUCUCUCGGUUGAUCGUGGCUACCGGGGGUAUUUCACGACAAGAGGAGUUUUUGCUAAUACUCCGUUUGUACUCGGGGCAACGGUGACGGUGGUUUCUUUUUAUGACGUUGCUGCGUCGUGUUUUCAUUCGUCGUCAUCGUCCUCGUCGUCAUCGUGUCAUGCAUUGCGUCUCUCCCAUCGGUAGAUCGUCUUAUCCAUCACCCACGCAUCGGGGUCAUCCGCCAUUCGCGCUGACGACGAACGUCUCCACGACGUCGACGAAGAUUGUGAUAUAGGGUGGCCCGUCCUAUGGAGUAAUCGAGAAAAGAGAAAAAGUAACAAAGCGAUCGCGUCGGGUCACUCGCUGAUUUCUCUUUGUUAGAAAAAGAAGACUCGUUCACGCCUGAGCUCACCUGACGCGUCUAUUAAAACUACUCCGUUCUUUGGAUAAAAUUGUCGGAAUGUCCAGUGUGACGAUCUUUUUGAGCACUUUUGCAUUCUUUCGAUGCCAAACUAAGAAGACGAAUAGAGAAAAAUAAAAAAGAGGGAGAGGAGAUCGAUAGAAGACUAAGAUUGCAGCGUUAGAAAUUUGCAACUUAGAAAAUCGAAAACGUCGUUCUAUAAUGAUAUGAGACUCUUUUUGUACGAAUGUUCGUGGAGUUCGAACUAUUUAAAAAUGAAAGAGCAGGUGACUGCUUGUUUCAUUUAAAGUUGAUGCUCCACGUCGACUACGAAACUUUGCCAUCUCUCAGAAUUUCUUACUGCUAGGCAUUGACUUGACUUUUAUGGGGAAUACGAGAUGUAAUUGAGAAGAGAGACUUAUAUAUCCUUAAAGUACAUUUUCAGAUAAACUCUAAGAUAAUAUGCAAAUUAAACGUAUACAUUGGAAGUAGCUAGAUGAAGAUAGAAAGAUAGCAUGAUCGAUAAAGGUGGCUCUUUGAACAGUCCCUCUUCAUGAUAGAAGAAAUUCGUUUAAUAGAGGGAAGGGAAAAAGAGCACGUGAGCUCGCAGGUGAACGGGUCUUUCCGUAGAUUUUAGUAGAACAUCAUAACUUCUCCUUUUGCCAUCAGGCUAGCUCGUCAGUGUCACCUGGCAACAAAACGCGUAUACGUAAAGAAAAAAGCGACUCCUAAAGAACAAAGUUUUAAUCCUUUAGCAUUCGUGUGAUAACAAUAUCUUGCGGAUAGUUCGCGAAAUACUCAAACUCGACGUGAGAUGAAUGUGUAUCACGAUAGAUGAUUAAAAAACAAAUGAGAGAAAAAUGGAGAAGAACGUCGAUGAGAAAGAUUGAUUUAGCUUUCGAUUUAGUUGUUUAAAGAUGGGUUAGUUUGAAAUAUUUUUAUACGUUGACGUUCAAUAAAAAAAAAAACCGACAGGGAAUUGUUAUCAUCGACUCGGCACGAAAGAAACGAUUUUUUCAAUCGAACGAAAUAAAAACCUCGUUUUUUUUUUAAUCGACGAAACGAUCGAACAAAGAGCAAGAGAAAAAUGAAAAAAAAAAACAAAUACAAUGAAGAAAAACGCAUAGCUUCGUGGUAUAUAUGGUGACUAUUAUGUGAUUUAUCGAUAGAAUUCCACGGAUCGUGAUUUUUAUCGACUUUUAAUAACCGAUGACUUUGUUGUUUGUAUCGCGCUAACGUUGCGUAGAAUUUAUUAUAAUUAAGCAUUGUUCCAUUUUUGCGCGCGGACAGAGACGUGUCUUUUGAAUCGACUCGUGUGCGAAUAUCUAAGACAAUCUUGUUCGAAUUGACAAGAAAAAGAAAAAAAAAAGAACUAUUUUUCCUUUUUACUGCCAGGUAUCACUAUUUCUCUAUUUGCGGAGCUGCCUUGAGGAGCAAACGCUUUAUUGACUUACUAUACACAGAGGAAACACACAGAGACGAAAUGGAAAAUAAUGGAACGUGCGAGAAGUGGAUGCGGCGAAACAAAAGAAAAAAAUAUAUAUAUAUAUAUAUAGUUGUAAAAUUCCGUUUUGGCGACGAACUCGAUGAGAAAAUGGAAAAGGAGAGAAAGGGGAGAAAGAAAGAAAAAAUGCAUUGUGCAAUUACACACACUUUGUACAGAAAUAAUAUACAUAGUGCGUAUUUUAGUGGUUAUUAUUAUUGUUAUUGUCAUCGCUAGCGACACUGCGAUCCUCGUUGAUUUUCGAUCACGCGUUUCGAUCGUGAAAGCAUCGGUCUUGAAACAACAUAAGAAACAUAAAUUUUGUCUACGCUAUAUUAUAUCGGUUACGCCAUCGAUCGUUCUAUUAAAAUUGAUCGUAGAGUAGACAGAAUUGGUCGUUUGAUCGGCACGUAGACAUAUUGUAAUCAAUUGGAUAGAUGAUUGAUCAAAGAAACAUAAAGAAUACGUUUCGUGGGAGUUUUCUUAAAAAGAAAAGGAAAGAUAUGAAAGAAUCGAAACGUGUUUCGAUGUCUUGCACGCUUAAAUCCCCACACCCCCUUGAAGCUUCCUGUCCUUGCAAGCAUGUGAUCGUCAUUCGUUUUAACGCUCGUGUAAGCUUGCGUCGAGACCAAAUCGAUAAAAAGGGAACUCGUCGCUGACGCCUUCUGCUUUCGAUGAACGUCGUAAAAUUAGAAAAAAAAAAAAAAAAAGAAUGAAAUCGAACAGAAAUGACAACAAGAAGAAACAAUAUUGUAAAAGAAGAACAAUUAAUAAUCUGUUCUGUCGAUGAGUUUUUCACGUGGAGAAAUUAAAUAAGAAUUUUCUUAAUAAUUUCUCGACGUUCUCAACUUUAAUUGUACGAAUCUUCCUCGAUAUCAGAACUCGAUCACGCGAGUUUCUCCCUGCGUGAUGUAAGUCGCGACGAUGUGUCGAUUUUCCUUCUAAAUAGUAAUCUAGUUUUAACGAUCGUCCAAUGGGGUGAGAGGAUCGGAUAAUCGAUCUCUCUCGUAAACCCGUCGGUGAACUCAGUUGUUCGAUAUUAUAAGCAAACAAGCAAAGAAUAAAAAAAAAAAGAAAUAAAAAAUUUCGUCAACUUCGCGGUCGUCGAAGAUGUCGGGCCGAAAAAAGAUGAUGAUGAUGAUGAUGAUAAUGAUGAUGAUGAUGUCGAUGAUGAUGAUGAUGAUGAUGAUGAUGAGAAAAAAGAAUGGGAAGAGUACGAAGACCUUCUAGUGAACCACGGAGACGCAGGUGAUUACGGAACAAUGUAAAAUAGGGAGAUGAAGCGUCUCUCUCGUUCCAUUGGUCGAGCGCUGUGGCUACCGUGUAGUCGAACAAAUGUAUCCAUUAAUUUCCGGGUUGUCUGGUGUGUAGUAUGAAUGUACUAUGUGGAUGAAUGUUUAAUUAAAUCGAGAGAAAGAGAGGAAAGAAGAUAGAGUAAACGGAAGAACAAGGAUCGACCGAAAUCGAAAGUUUUAGGGGUGCGAAAGAACGAGAGUGAAAAUGGUAAAACUCGACGAGGAUAUCUUUAAAUUUUCUCCUCGAGAUUUUCCCAUUUCUCUUUGUUCACACAUUUCACAAUUUCUUAUCCUUUCCCUUUUUCGUUAUAUUUUCCUUUCUUUCCCCGAAUAAGUUUCACCGUUUUCGUCGUGUGAGAGCCACUCUCGAGGACGGAUGAUCUAGAAGCGACGUGUACAGGACACGACAUGCGAAACAUAACGAUUAAUUAAACGACGAACGAUUGUAAAUAAUAAGUUGAGACGAUUUUUAGGCGUAACGAAAGGGGAGAAGAACAAAUAAAAGAUAACACAUUGUAAAACACACCGCAAUAGUGAUCCACGCUACACGCUAAACGAUAUUACGCAUGGCAAAACGAAUGAAUACUUAUAAAUAUUUGAUAUUAGGUAAUGAAGAACAACAAAAGAAAACUGGUGCCCUAAACGCGGGCGAUACAUAAGUACUCUAUACAUAUAUAAAUAUUAUACAUAUAUAUAUAUAUAUAUAGAUAUAUAUAUUAUAUAUAUUAUUAUAUCGAGGCGUACAAGCAGUAUGUGCGUUUUCCAGCACAGAUAGUUGGUAUUUUGUGUACAAAAAAAGGAAACAAGAAGAAGAAAGAAAAAAAAUUGCGUAAAAAGCGAACCAGGGAGAACAAUUGUUGGAUAUUUUCGCCGCGCUCUGUCCAGUCUGCGUGAUUAUUAUUAUUAUUAAUAUUAUUAUAUUAUUAUUGUAUUUUAAUUAUUAUAAUUUUAACUUUAUUAUUAUUGUAUUAUUAUUAUUAUUAUCAUGAUUUAUGUAGGAGAUGCGCGAUAAAAUUAUUUAUCAGCGCCGACAAACGUCACUGUCGAGUCGAUCGUUCGUGACGAUCGAACCAGUACGUUUCCGACCACAUUUUUGAGCAAACCGAAAAUGCAAAAAUUUUCCUCCCGUAAAAAAAUACACACUCCCCCCCCUCUCUCUCUCUCUCUCUCUCUCUCUCUCUCUCUCUCUCUCUCUCUUUCAUCUUAUCGGACGUCUCUGCCACGAUCGAUUGGCCGAUCCCAUCGAAAUUCGCCAUCGACUUUUGCUCUCCAUCUCCUUCGCCCCGUGCAAUUUCGAUUUGCUCUUGAUCCUCGUACAUCUUAUCGUGUGUACAAGCUCGAUUUACUCACGUUCCGCGAAAUCCCCAUUAUCGGAACAUAAUAACGCCUCUGUAAAUUAAGUAUCAUUUGUUCUAAAGCAUCUGACGUUAUUUAAUAUUUCAUUGAAUUUUUCGAAAAUUUGAGACAAAUUUUUAUCUCUGUCACAUUUUUUAAUUAGAAGGUCGAUAGUUUGGCAUUUUUGAAUGAACAAAUUAUAAAAUGUAUUGAAAAAAUUCGGAGAUGUUCUGGGUUAAAAGAUUAUGACAUUAUGGUAUUGGUGCAGUGAUUUCAACGCGUGGCAAUGACACCACCGCUCAACGUUCUACCACGCGAUUUGAACAUUCGCAUUUCUAACAUUCUAUUUCAAAUUCAGAUUUCUAAUCACCGAAACUUUACAAAUCGUCCGAAAUAAUUCUACAACUACAUCGUAAGAAUCAAAUAAUGUGACGCCAACAGCUAUUUAAAUAUCCGAAAUUUCUCAUAAUUCUAUUAAUUACGCUUCGAUAAUAAUCGAACAAUAAUUGUAACAACAAUUAGGAUGGAUAUUUGUGAAAUUCAAAAUAAAUGUAUCGAGACAAAUGAAUGAUCCUAAUAAAUGAUCGUUUCAAGAAGCCAACUAAAGGAAUAAAAUUCGCGGACCGUGUAAAAAAUCGAGCACACGCUCUAGCUACAUAACAAAACAAAGAACAAAUAAAGAAGCAUGAGGGGAAAAAAGUCAGGCUGUAAAAAGAAAUUGUCGCGAUCGGUGGCCGUGCCAAACACGGCCGAUUCUACUUGUAUCAUAAUCUCUUACGAUAGCGCUAUUAUUAAACAAUAACGAAACAGUAACAACAAUAAGGUAACUCGUAAUUUAAGGGAGUGUGAAGAGGGAUGAACGAGUGGUUGAAUGCGAGCGAAAGAGCGUCUGUGUGAAUAAAUCUCGUGCGACGAGUACGCGAUUUAGUGAUCGCUGUAUCACUAAGAGAAGCACCUCGUAGCUACGAACGGGCUUCACGGCUUUCAGUUGCUGGUCUCGCGAUUUUGUUUACUUCUGCUCAACCCUAUGUAUCUGUCCAACCUUUGUUUCCAACGAAACUAUCGAUCUUCUAAAAAUGUCUUAAGAAGAUAGAGGGAAAAACCAAUGAUUUCUUUCCUCCAUGCAAUAAAACAGCCAAAACGAGGAAGGUAUAUCGCCAAGAAAUUAAAAAAAAAAAAGACACGAGACCAGUGCCUGCGGCCAGCCCAAAGGAUUUUUACCAAAACGACUCCGCGAGCAGCGGAGUGGAAGCAGUUAUAUAAAAUUAGACGUAAUUAUUGAAUUUCGUUCAAUUUUGUAAACUAAGUCGAAGCGUGUCUAGCCGACGAUUGAGCCGUGCUUCCUCAAGGGCCGGUUGUCGUCGACAAAUAAGACGGCGACAACGUGUUUCGUCAGCUUCGCGUGUGGUUUGAAUUUUGUAAAACGCGGACGCGUCCCGCGAACGAUCGCUGGCACAUUGAAACAACGAUCUCAUUGUCAGUAAAAAUUAAACCCUAUCCCAAUUUUUCAAUGUUUUAUAUUAACUAUAUUCUAAUUUCUCUCUCUCCCUCUCUCUCUCAAGAGUCAUUUAUAUUAUCCUUUGAUUUCCACCGUACUCACUGUUCAUAGAAUUAAAUUCGAACGGCGACUCUAAUUCUGUUUAUUAAACAAUUAGUCUGCCAGUCCUCUCGUAGGUCUCUUUUUAAAUAUUCUUUGAUUUUAACGUGUUUGUUAUUGAUAAAAUUAUUGUAUAUUUACUGUUAGAAAAACUGGUUUCAUUGCAUGAGCUGGGCUAAUAAUGAAACGUGGUACAUUUUGUUUCUUCGUGUUUUUUGAAAUUUUAUAUCGUAGAAUUCUGUGAAAGUUUUUAAUAAUUUUUUUUUUUUUAUGAAUGAUAUAAGAUUAAGGAUGGUAAUGAUAUAGGAAAUUGUUGCGAUCCUUCGCGUUUCGAUCAAUUUUAUUACUUUUAGGAGAUUUCUGUUAAAAAUUGAUCGCUUUUUAAUAAUGUUGAUAUAAUUCUAUUUCCUUUUAUUCCACUUUUUAUUGAUGUUUGAAUUCAGACCAGAGACAGAAAAAAACAUUCGACCAGUGAUCGCUUGCUGGCGCGUCGUUCGGGACGUAAUUUGAAGGAAUGCGUUGUAUUAUAUAUCGAGAAACCCUCUAAGUGUAAGAAUAAUAAUGUAUAUAUAAUUAUUAUUACCAUAAAACUUCGAUUGAUUGCACUCCCAGGGGGAAAGAAGGAGUUGUCUCCCCUCGUCUAAGAAGAAGGAGCAAAAAACGAAAAGUAACAAAAAUUGAAACGUGUGAAGAUGAACGAAGACGAAGCAACAAAUCUCAAAAUGGUACAUUCGUGGAUACACAAUGGAUACAAAUGGGGAAAAAAACGACAUGAAACGGCAACAAAGAAGAAAAAAAAUGAAAAGAAGAAAAGAGAAGUAUUCUCGCAUUGAUUUCAGAUAUGAAGAAAUGUAUAAGAUAAAAAAAAAAAAAGACGCUGCGUUUUUCGAUCCAGAUCCGUUCUGUUUUUUUGUUGUUAGUUUGUACGCACUACGAUUUAUCGCAAUUUAUUGUAUUAUCGAUGAAAUACUGUAACAAAAAUACUGUUAACUAUUCUUAAAAAAAUUAAAACUUUUGUAAACUGAGA
Molecule: messenger RNA, 10935 nt
Organism: Bombus pyrosoma
Lineage: Eukaryota; Metazoa; Arthropoda; Insecta; Hymenoptera; Apidae
Product: phosphatase and actin regulator 4B
Exons: 14
Coding region: 1715-3721 (668 amino acids)
Biological process (GO): actin cytoskeleton organization
Molecular function (GO): actin binding
Source: RefSeq, a predicted model, not a curated record